Messenger RNA from Teleopsis dalmanni, 3577 nucleotides. RefSeq lists its product as uncharacterized. Gene Ontology annotation, molecular function: zinc ion binding; nucleic acid binding. The coding region runs from base 254 to 3577 and encodes 1107 amino acids. The record is from RefSeq and is a predicted model, not a curated record. Lineage: Eukaryota; Metazoa; Arthropoda; Insecta; Diptera; Diopsidae. The transcript has a single exon.
GGACGCAGAUCUGGCAACGCCAGCACACGAGCAUAAGGAAGUAAAAAAGAAGAAACAAACGUAGUGUGGCAGUGCAGAAAGAAGACGUGUGAAGUAAUGACGUGUGUGCGGAAGAACAAACAGUUUUUUUCAUUUAUAUAUAUUUUUUUUGUAAUUUAAUUAAUUAGUUUUGAUUCUAAUAAAAAGGAAUCCUACAAAUUGGGGGCUCAACAGGGAUUUGAAUUUCCGGCAAUUGUGAAAUUCAGUCUACACAAUGACUUGCUUAAAUGACUUCGUAAGCAGCAGCCUGCGCAGUAGCAGCAAAAACAUAAUAAUAGCGUUGCAUAAAUUUAUAUACCAAGAAGAAGGUGAUAGAAAUAAUCGAAAGAGAUUGAGAGAAUUUUCUGGAUUCGAUUACGACGAAAAUGACAAGGCGUAUGCAAGCAAAUGCGAAUAUAUUAAAAAUAAUUUGACUGAACGUGAUUUGGUUUCAAUUUGUAUUGUACUAAAUAUAAGUUAUUGUGUUAAAGAUGUACAACUGCACAUAUUUCGAAAUCUACGUAAAAAUUUUUUGUUGUCCGAAAACGCAAACGACGAUGAAUGUAAUGACGAAGAAGGAGAUGAAGAAGUCGAUGAUGAUGAUGACGAAGAAGGAGAUGAAGAAGUCGAUGAUGACGUUGACAGUAAACGCACUUUCAGAGGCAAUGAACGCGAGUUUAAAAAAUCUCGUGACGAUAAUGGCAAUAAAAUGUUUGAAGUGGAUGAUAAUAAUAAAGCAGCAGCGUACACACGUACAAAAUUUUUACAAAGAGAAGCACCAAAAUUUGCAAUGAACUUUCGCGAUAUAGAGGACUCAAUUAGACCAUUUGAUGGCACAAAUAUCAUUUCGGUAGAAAGGUGGAUUGAAGAAUUCGAGGAACAAGCUGCACUAAUGUGUUGGGAUGGGUUUCAAAAACUAGUGUUUGCAAAAAAAUCUCUUAGAGGCAUUGCUAAACUUUUUAUUUUGAGUGAAAGAGGUUUAAAUUCGUGGUGUGCUUUAAAACACGCCCUGUUAAAUGAGUUUCGAACAACAACAAAUAGCGCACAAUUGCAUAAGCAACUUAGUGCUCGCAAAAUAAAAAAAGAUGAAAAUGUGUUUGAAUAUUUUUAUCAAAUGAAAGAUAUCGCAUCUCGCGGCAAUAUCGAAGACGAAGCGCUGAUUCAGUAUAUAAUAGAUGGAAUUAGAGACGGUUAUGUAAAUAAAAUGAUACUAUAUGGUGCAAAGAACCUUAAUGAAUUUAAAGACAAAUUAAGAUCAUAUGAAACAAUGUGUGAAAAAAGUAAGCAAGUUAACGAUUUUAAACAAAGCGAAAAGAAAAGUUUCUCAACAAAUAAAACAGAAGUGAAAUGCUACAAUUGUGGUGAAAAGGGACAUUUGUCCAUGAAUUGCAAAAAUAAAAAUCGAGGUACUAAAUGCUUUAAGUGCAACCAGUACGGACAUAUUUCUAAAAACUGUGAACAAGCCGAAAACAAAAUAAAUACGCGCAGUUUACAGCAAAAAAACAAUUUAACUACCAAAUCCAUUUUUAUUGGCAAUUUACAGUGCGCAGCCCUAUUCGAUACAGGCAGUAAAUUUAAUAUAAUUCGCGAAGACUUAUACAACAAGUUGAAUAAGCCUAUCUUAGAAAAAUGUAACGUAUGUUUAAUUGGUUUCGGUAGUGAUCGCAAUUCAAAUAGGAUUAAACCAAUUGGACAUUUUAAAAACUUAAUUAAAAUUGACGAUAAUGAGUUCAUAUUAGAUUUUUAUGUCGUUCCAAUUCGGUGCAUGGACUUACAAGUGAUCAUUGGCGAAGAACUAUGCUUAUACGCUGAAAUUUUAUUUAAUCGUGAUGGUAUAAACGUUCGUAAAAUCCUCGACGAAGACGAUCCCAUAGACGAAGAAGCUAAAAUAAUGAAAAUUGACUUAGUAAAUGACAACAAAACGAUUGAUAUCGACAAAACCGCUAGUGAGAAUGCGAGACGACAGGUACGUGAAAUGAUCAUAAAUUAUCAGCCGAAUCAAUGUAAAACAACACAAGUGGCGAUGUACAUAGUGCUCAAAGACGAAACACCCAUUUAUUCCAGGCCGCGUAGAUUACCGUUCACGGAGAGAUGCAUUGUGGAUGAGCAAGUGGAACAGUGGUUGAAAAGUGGUGUAAUUGAACGAUCGGAGUCAGAAUUCAGUAGCCCAGUUGUAUUGAUAAAAAAACGCGACGGUACACCACGCUUGUGUAUUGACUUUAGAAGAAUUAAUAAAGUAUUGGUGAAAGACCGUUUUCCGUUGCCACUAAUAGAAGACCAACUCGAUCGGCUACAAAGUGGUAAGGUGUUCAGUACAAUUGACUUAAAGAAUGGAUUUUUCCAUGUGCCCGUGGCAGAAUUAUGUCGUAAAUACACGUCAUUUGUUACACAUAAUGGACAAUAUCAAUUCUGUAGAGUGCCAUUUGGAUUGUCGAACUCACCAGGUGUUUUUCAAAGACAUAUAAACGCGAUAUUUCGUGAAUUAACUAAUGAAGGUAUAGCUUUACCAUACGUUGAUGAUAUCAUUAUACCCGCAGCAAAUGAAGAACAAGCCGUACAAAACCUAAAAGUUGUAUUACAGCGGUGUGCAGACUUUGGACUUGAAUUGAAUUUUAAAAAAUGCAAGUUUCUAAUGAGAAAAGUGGAAUUUCUAGGGCACACAAUACAAGAUCAAAAAAUAUCACCGUCAGAAGUUAAGGUUGAAGCUCUACGCAAAUACAAAUUGCCGCAAACAUUAAAACAAUUGGAAAGUUUUCUUGGGUUGGCGAGUUAUUUUAGAAAAUUCAUACCUAAAUUCUCGCUAAUUGCCAAGCCUUUAACAGAUUUAAGGAAACAAAAUGUGAAAUUUGAAAUAAAAGAUGAACAGAUUACUGCAUUUAAUACGUUGAAGACCAUCUUAAGCGAAAAACCGGUACUAAACAUUUUUAAUCAAAAAUCUGAAACGGAAGUGCAUACAGAUGCUUCGAUAGAAGGAUAUGGAGCCGUUUUAUUGCAAAAAUCACCAGACGACGAACAAUGGCAUCCUGUGUAUUAUAUGAGUAAAAAAACCACUGACGCACAAAGAAAAUAUACAAGUUACGAACUAGAAAUAUUGGCUGUUAUUGAAGCUUUCAAAAAGUUUAGAGUAUACAUUCUGGGUAUGCAUUUUAAGCUCGUUACUGAUUGUAACGCAUUUGCGAUGACAUUGGGAAAGAAAGACUUGUGCACGAGAGUAGCCCGUUGGAUAUUGUUCUUAGAGGAGUACGAUUACGAAGUUCAGCAUCGUGUUGGUUCGCGAAUGAAGCAUGUUGAUGCUUUAAGCCGCUACGCCGUUAUGUGCAUAGAUGAAGAUAAUAUUCUUUCUAAAAUACGGAGAGCACAGAUGCAAGACGAAAACCUGAAAACGAUAUCGGAUAUUCUACAAGAAAAAUCUUCAUACAACGAUUAUUUUAAGAAAGGAGAGUUGUUGUAUAAGCUGAGAAAUGACCAAGAACUUAUUGUUGUACCUAAGAGUAUGCAGCGUGAAAUAAUUAGACAUGCACAUGAAAAGGGACAUUUUGCCGUAAAAAAAAACAAGUGA